Messenger RNA from Hyalella azteca, 1369 nucleotides. RefSeq lists its product as uncharacterized. Bases 190 to 1260 code for a protein of 356 amino acids. The transcript has 7 exons. Lineage: Eukaryota; Metazoa; Arthropoda; Malacostraca; Amphipoda; Hyalellidae. The record is from RefSeq and is a predicted model, not a curated record.
UCAACAACUUACCGACUGAAGCAAAAAACAUAAAAAUACUUCAUUUUGAGAACUGAACUUCGAAUAUAUUGACUCGAAAAAUUGCUGUCAAAAACGUAAUAUAUACGGAAACGCGGUGCUAGCACUUCUCACAACACAGGAGCUUUGACCCUAUUUGUAUUAGAACCUUUGUUUCUGUGUUAUUUAGUUAUGUUGUGGACGAUCUCAGGGAGCAAGUUGAAAGAUGAGCGCCAGCCAGCGGACGGGCGUCAGUCCAGCGUCAGAGGAAGCGUGCCGAAGAAGUUAGUGAUACCAGCGGCUGCCGGGGCAUUACUGCUCUGUGUGGGCGCGUACUACUUUGCCACGCGGACGCCUGGUGCCGACACUCAUGUCGCGCGAGAUUUCGAGAAGAUACUUACCGAGGUUUGCCGAGCCCCAAAAAUCCCUAUUCCUGACUACACGGGAGUGGAAACGUUCUUCGAGUUUCUGAUGAACCCCGACGUAAAUUUCUGCUACUCCUGGAUAGAGUUUGGCGGCGAGAAACUGCCUCUCGCUUCGCAAAGCGAGGAAGAAUGCAACGAUGAAGUUCGUAAGGCGAAAUUCAUGUGCUUCAACGACGAGUUUGAGAUGAACUUGGACCCUUGCCUGGUCUAUUCUUUUGCUAAGGACUUGGACAGUCAGUUCGAGCGAGACAUGCACCUCUUCAGCUGCGAGACUCAUGUCUUUGAUACCCAGAUUGAAGAAGGCGAACAUGUUCAGCGAUCCGAGUUCUGGUACGAACACCGUUGGGACAUAUCCGAGUUUCCUUACGAUUUGCCUCCUGGAGAGAAGCUAAACCCUGCCAAAAAUGAAGAUAAUUCAAAUUUGCCGACGCUUCGAAGGUCUAUGGACUUCAUCACGACGAUGCUUAACCACAAAGGUCGAGAGAUCAAGUUCGUGAAAAGCGACUUGCUAGGACGGGAAUGGAUCCUGCUGAAACAGAUCAUCACAUACCACGACUUUGCUGACUUCAGACAGAUUGGACUUCGGGUGCACUUACCUCCAAAAACGAGGUCGAUGUCAACCAAAGAGCGCCACGAUACAUAUUUGCAACUCUACCAAACUUUCCAGGGGCUGUCGUGUCUAGGGUACAGGUACGUCAUGAGCAGACCUAUCAAGUACUACAAGGGAGGCGUGCGAGUGCCCGAGAUGAACAGAACCUUCUACCCAGCCUACGAAAUCAACUUCGCCAAAGAUUUGAACUUUGUAAAAGAUACAAAAGCUUCCACAACCGUAAAUUAAGUGCGUAUAGGUCGAUGAGAAAACAAACAUCCGACGACACGACGCUGGUAUAAAUGAAUAAAAUUAAUUAUGAAAAGGUGCUUUUUGUUAUAAAUGCCUUUAGAAAUAG